GUCAAUAUGACUUAAAUCAGUGGUAAUUGGUAACAAGUUUAUACUCUCAAGUCCCAAGUUUAUGCUUGAAUUCUUAAAUAAAUAAUGUGUUUAUACUAAAGUGUAAUUUCACUAAUAAUUUAAAUGUGCAGGUGUGAUCAUCAUGUCAUCUAGUCGUUCAAAAUCAUCGAUACUGGACAAGCCCCUUAGUAAAGGAAAGGGUGAAGUCUCAUUAGCAAUUUACGCCCUUUUCUUUUCAGAAUUAGUACAAUAUUGUCAAAAUCGUUCCCAUUCCAUCCAAGAGCUACAAAAUAAGUUGUCUGAACUGGGUCAAGAUGUAGGCACAAGGGUGUUAGAUUUGUACUUUGUGAGAGAGAGAAACAGUAAGCGUGAAAUAAAGUUGUUGAAUAUGUUGUUGUUUGUUAAAUCAACACUUUGGAAGGUAUUAUUUGGUAAGGAGGCAGAUAAAUUGGAGCAUGCCAAUGAUGAUGAGAGGACUUAUUACAUCAUAGAGAAAGAUGCACUAGUAAACAAGUUUAUAAGUGUACCAAAGGACAAAGGGUCUCUAAACUGUGCUUCUUUUAAUGCUGGCAUUAUUGAAGCAGUGCUCACUAGAAGUGGUUUUCCAGCUAAAGUAACGGCACACUGGCACAAAGGAACAACAUACAUGGUCAAAUUUGAUGAUGGGGUCAUAGCAAGAGACAAGUCAUUGGACGAUCGAUAAGCUUUAUGUAGUAUAUAGAGUAAUGUUAUGUUAAAGUGUAAUAUGUAUUAAGUAUGAAUAAAUGUUUUGUUUACUUCAUUGUUUAA
Zerene cesonia (dogface butterfly) is the source of this 789-nucleotide messenger RNA. It is a transcript of the gene Trs31, whose product is annotated as trafficking protein particle complex subunit 5. NCBI's taxonomy places the organism in Eukaryota, Metazoa, Arthropoda, Insecta, Lepidoptera, Pieridae. The record is from RefSeq and is a predicted model, not a curated record. The coding region runs from base 143 to 703 and encodes 186 amino acids. Gene Ontology annotation, cellular component: TRAPPIII protein complex; TRAPPI protein complex; TRAPPII protein complex. The transcript is spliced from 5 exons. Gene Ontology annotation, biological process: endoplasmic reticulum to Golgi vesicle-mediated transport.